This is a messenger RNA of Aphanomyces astaci, 198 nucleotides long. RefSeq lists its product as hypothetical. The transcript has 2 exons. Lineage: Eukaryota; Oomycota; Saprolegniomycetes; Saprolegniales; Verrucalvaceae. The record is from RefSeq and is a predicted model, not a curated record. The annotation marks the transcript as partial.
GUGUCCUAUGCAACGUUCGUUUGGGGUGAGAAGCUGUAUGAUGACAUCCAGCGACUUACAUUCUCGCUGACCAACUUCCAUGCCUCGCUGCUGCCAUUGAGAUUGGAAGACCACGACAGCUACCGAGCUCUCAACGUCGCUACAUGCAGCGCCGAGCGGAAAGACUUGCUGCCAGUGCAGCACGUGCUGAUCGCGUAG